This is a messenger RNA of Saccoglossus kowalevskii, 2496 nucleotides long. RefSeq names its product condensin complex subunit 3-like. NCBI's taxonomy places the organism in Eukaryota, Metazoa, Hemichordata, Enteropneusta, Harrimaniidae. Gene Ontology annotation, biological process: mitotic chromosome condensation. Gene Ontology annotation, cellular component: condensin complex; condensed chromosome; cytoplasm. The record is from RefSeq and is a predicted model, not a curated record.
UAAAAUUUGAGAAACUUUGUUUUAUCAUACUGUCACACGACUGGGAUUAUAAACUAUAAGUCAUCAUGCCAUCCAAAGAAAAAGCUAUGACCAUGAGGGAAGUGUUUGAAGAAUGCCAAAAAGGGAAUUACCAUCAUAGCAAACUAUUAAAAAGAUGCAGACAAAUAUAUGAUGAGACUGACGACAAAUCUGACUUCAAUAAAGAAUUCAUCCACUAUCUAAAAUAUGCCAUAAUAGUGAUGAAAAGAGAGCCUGCUGUGGAACGCAUGCUGGACUUUGCUGCAAAGUUUGCCGUUUCCUUUGCUGAUGAAUCCCCAGAAAGCAGUAGAAAUGAAUCCACCAUCUCUCAAGAUGAAGGCAAUGAAGACUCGUUCUUGCAGUUUUUCUUUAAUUUCUUUCUCCAGUCUCAUGGUGCAAACUAUGCUGCCGUUAGAUUCCGAUCAUGUCAGAUGAUCAAUAAAUUGCUCAAUAGCAUGGGAGACGACGCUCAGAUUGAUGAUAAUCUCUUUGAUAAAAUCUAUGAUAACAUGUUGGUUAGAUUGAGAGAUAAAAUGGCUUAUGUACGUGUCCAAGCUGUGACUGCUCUAGCCAGACUCCAAGAUCCCACCGAUAAAAACUGUCCUGUCAUUAAAGCCUACAUGUAUAUGUUGAACUGUGAUCCUAACUAUGAAGUGAGACGUACUAUCCUGAACUGUAUAGCUCCGUCUGCACAGACUUUACCAGUUGUACUCAAACGCACUCACGAUGUUAAGGAUGACGUGCGUAAACUGGCAUUUAAUGUUCUAGCAGAGAAGAUUCAUGUGAAAGCAAUGCGCAUUUCUCAGCGAGUGGAGUUGUUACAAGAUGGGUUGAAUGACAGAUCAGAGUUGGUGAAGCAGACCUGUGCAACUAAGUUACUUCAGGCAUGGUUGAGAACCUUUCAAGGCAAUGUCAUUGAUCUAUUAAACUGUCUGGAUGUGGAAAGCUCCAGUGAUGUAGCUGAACAGGCCCUCAACAGUUUAUUCAAGUCAGUACCUGCUGAUGAACUGAUGAGCAAUUUUGAUCUGCUCAAUGACAAGAUGGUAAUUGAUGAGGACUCGUUAGACUGUGAGAGUGCAUUGUAUUGGAAGUGUUUGUGUCAACACAUCAAAUCACUAGGAGAUGCAGGCGAUGAGUACUUGGAAAAACUACUACCAACUUUAUCUCAGUUUUGUGACUAUGUUCAGAGUUACAUGGUUAAAAUAAAACCAAGUAAGAAUCUUGAUAAUGUUGAAGAGACAUUGAGACAGGAAUUCAUAGCCCAGCAGCUUUUAAUAUUAGCUGGGGUGUUGGAUCUUACUGAUGAAGUUGGCAGAAAGCGUCUGGACAAGCUGGUUCAUGAUAUGUUGGUGUCUCCUGAUAUAUCAGCAUCACUCGUCAAGUUUUUGCUGGAGAGAUUCAAUGAUUUGCAUUCUGAUGUCAAUAGCCGAAUCACCAAGGUUGCUGAGAUCAUUUCUGAUGUGAGGGAACCCAUCACUGUUGUUGAGACUCAAGAAAAUGAGAAGAAAAAAAGACAACGAGACCUGAAGCUGGCUGGCGUGAGAGUCAAACUGAAUCAGCUGAAAGAUGAUCUGGAAAACUCUGUGACUAAGCAAGAAUUUGCAAUAGCAGCAGAGAUAAAGGUGGAGAUUGCAAAAUUAGACGAGGCAAAGGCUAAACUGCUAGCAGAAGAAGAAGAUUCAGCUUUAAUUCAGGAAGUCAGAACUGAAAAGAAUGAUCCAGCUACUCUGACCAAAUGCCUAUCUAUAGCCAGUGAGAUGUUACAAGAACUAAGCACAUCAAGUCUUAAUCCAGUUCUUAGAACUCUAGCUGACACUUUGAUAAUACCAGGCAUUCAGAAUGCAGAUCCUGUGGUACGUAAUCUGGCUGUGAAGAGUCUUGGCUUAUGCUGUCAACUAUCAAAGGACUUUGCUAAACAGUAUCUGCUCCUGUUGAUGCAGGUAUCUCAAGUUGACCAAGAAACCAUCCGUGUGACAGCCAUACAAAGCAUAUUUGAUCUCUUGCUGUUAUUUGGUUUUAAUUCCUUCAACACAUGUGAUGAAGACAAGAGUAAUGAGAGUAAAGAUAGCAAUGACGAUGAGGAAGAACGAGAUGGUAAUGCUAACAAUGAUGAUGGUGAUGCAUCCCAAUCAGAUAAAGACACAAGCAAGGAUAAAGAGGAGUCCAAUGUAGCUCAUAGUGUUCUUAACAUCAUGACUACUUUGUUAGAUUGUGAGAGUUCUGAAAUCCGCACUGUAGCUGCUGAGGGUCUGUGUAAACUAUUACUGUCCGGUCGUAUAGUGUCUUCCAAGCUGAUAUCUCGCCUUGUUAUACUAUGGUACAACCCAAUUACUGAAGAUGAUACCAGACUACGUCAUUGCCUUGGUUCUUUCUUACCAUUGUAUGCCUUCGCUAGCAGAACUCAUCAGGAAUGUGUUGGUGAAGCCUUCCUACCUAACUCUUAACGUUCUUUUUCAAUGCUCCUGUUUUCUCCCCGUU